Molecule: messenger RNA, 2358 nt
Organism: Cyclospora cayetanensis
Lineage: Eukaryota; Apicomplexa; Conoidasida; Eucoccidiorida; Eimeriidae
Exons: 13
Source: RefSeq, a predicted model, not a curated record
CGCUGCGCACCGUGCGCAGCGGCAGUCUUUCUCAAUCGGCUGCUGCUGUCUCUCGACCUAAAGAGUACUGCAGACCCUGCUGCUGCAGAAGCAGCAGCAGCAAAAGCAGCAAAAGCAGCAGCAGGGCGGCAGCAGCGGCAUUCUUCGGCAGGUGCAUCCUUGGCUCCUUUGGCCUCAAUGCUUAUCCAGCUGCAGCAUCAGAAAAAGGAGUUGGGCAAGGCAUCGGAGGACGCUACUGCUGCCGCCGCUGCGGCAGCUUCUCUGUGUGUGGCCAGAGCACCACCCCCCUCUGCAGCAGCAGCAGUAGCAGCAGCAGAAAUUACAGAGGAAGGAGCCAUAGAUAUGCGUCCUCUGUUGCCGGGCGCAGCAGGGGCAGCACCGAAGGGCUUCAUUGGGGUGUACCGACAGCUCGCGCGGUCUCCCUACGUUGCCUUAUCGCCUUCCCUCUGGCUGUUGCGGUGUCUCGCCCCCCAUCUGCAGUUACCCCGCAGCAACAGCAGCAACAGCAGCAGCAGCAGCAGCGUAGCUCUACUGGCAGCAACUCUCCGGAAAGUUGUCUUGGGGAGGGCGGCUGGGAAGUGGUCUUUAGGCGUUGUGGCGGAUCUGCAACAACUCAUCGUCUACGGCUUCCGCUCAAACCCCAGAGAGAUUGCGGGAGCUCUAAGGGCGGUGAUGGAGGAGACCAAAGAUCUCGGAGUUGCCUUGGAUUUCAUUUGCUUGGGAGAUAUUCUUCGGCUCCAAGGGCCUCUGCAACACUUGCUGCGACCCCUUUGGGUGUCUCUCUGCGCGGGCGGAGCCGAGGAACUGGACAAGACUAUCAAGGAGAGGAAGCAACGGAUGUACAGAAAGCAUGUGCAUCAGCUGGUGCAAGCGGCCCUCGAGUGCUGCCCACUCUUGGAGAGGCAGCAGCAGCAAGAGCAGCCGGAAUAUGUUGGGCUUGACGGCAGAUUUAGCAGCUUCAGCAGCGGCGAGACGGAACAGGCAGACACCACCGAAGCGGAGGCCUUCCUCGAGCCGCGCGAGCUGCAUCAGCUGCAGUGGCUGCGACAGCAGCAAACCCUUUUGCCGGGGGCUGUCGCUGCAGCAGAAGCAGCAUCAGGAGCCGUCCCCUCCCCCUCCGCAGCAGCAGCAGCAGCAGCGGCAGCAGCGGAUGGCUUGCCCGUAGGUUGGGAAUUGUUGGGACUGACUGCGGCAGAAGCUGCAGCUACUGUCCUGCAACAGUUGCAGCAGCAGCAGCAACUCCUUCUGAGCGUGGGGGGCGAACGGAGACUGCUCGCAGACGCAGUCAAAGAAAAGAAUGACAGACCUCGCAUAGAGUUGCUGCGAAUUGCCACAGAGCUGCGAGGCCUUGGGGGCGGCGAUUUUUCUGAUGCAUUUGGACCCUCCGAGCCGUUUGCGCUACCAAAGGAGACAGCCGUCUCAAAGAUUGCAGACGCCUUCUCGGACACGAUACGCGGCGUCAUGAAUGAUCUUAAGAUGAAGAAUCUGCCGGCUGACGCGGUGCCCCCAAUGCCAGAGCCCGACUCACAAAAGGCAGCCGAGUUUGAAGAAUUUAAAGAGAACACAAAACGCGAGUUAGAAAGCAGCUGGAAUGCCUUCUUCGACGACUUUCUAAGAAGACAGCAGCGCCACGACGAGGAUUCCGCGCAGAAGGAGGCUCACCAGCAGCACGAGCCCGCGUCCAUGGUCUACUCUCCAGAGGCUGUCGCUGCGGGUUUGCCGGAGAGACACGCUGAAAAAGGGAGGCAGCGAGUGAUCAAGCUGCUGCAAGAAAUGGAGUACUGGAAAAUGCGAUUGCGGCAGCAGCGGCAGGUUGAGCUGUCGCAGCAGCAGCCAGUCGCCGCUGCGGCCGAGGGAACAAGCGAACCCCCGUCCGAAGAAGCUGCCGACGAUAAUGCAAGCAGCGGCACCAACAGCAGCAGGUUGCAUGCGUUGUUGGACGCUGGCUUUUCAGUUGUCAUAAAGACACCGUAUUCAGCAAAGGACCUCCUCAGAGAAAAAAUGGGUGCGCAACAUGAGCAGCAGCAGCAAGAGCAGCACACCCGCCAGCAACAACAACAGCAGCUGCUGACCACCCCCUUCGAAAAUUCUUCUCGUCGAGCUCAAAAGCUGCAGGCCGGCGGCGAAGUCGCUGCUGCCUCUACUCGCUUGUGCUUUUUUGCAAGGGCUGCUCGUGAUGUCUCCACCGUUCUUCGAGUUGCGGCGGGUGGGUGCUUUUGUGCUAGUUGUCAUUGCAAAGGCAGGAGUGAUGUUGAGCGCCCUGCAAGGCAGCACAAUAAAAUCAGUGAUACUGCUAGCCUCACCCAGCCUUUUGCCACUGCUGCCUUGCCUGUUGAAGCCUCAAAUGCUGUCCUAUAG